Bradysia coprophila is the source of this 1431-nucleotide messenger RNA. RefSeq names its product putative gustatory receptor 28b. Gene Ontology annotation, biological process: sensory perception of taste; chemosensory behavior; male courtship behavior. NCBI's taxonomy places the organism in Eukaryota, Metazoa, Arthropoda, Insecta, Diptera, Sciaridae. The record is from RefSeq and is a predicted model, not a curated record. Gene Ontology annotation, cellular component: axon; dendrite; neuronal cell body.
CGUUCGUUGUGGUUGAAACCAACAUCGCCAUCAGCAUGUUCUCACUGAAUGUACCGGCAAAAUAUUCAAACACGGUGUAUGAUACGAUCCGUCCACUUUACAUUCCAUCUCGAUUUUUCGGACUAUUACCCUUCAGUGCAACUAUAGCUAGGCCAUCGUCGAACGAAAUUUAUUUAACAAAAGUCGAUUAUUUUCUAUUCAUUAUUCAUGAACUGGCAUACAUUUCAUGCACGGUGUUUAAUUUUUAUGCUGACAUUCACGACGUUGUAUCCUCAUCGAAAUUAUUGGAAACUGGCGUAAAAUAUCAAGUGAUUCUCGGAUGCAUUUUAAGUUGCAUCCUAGUUGUUGUUGAGCUUGUGUUUAGGUCGGCUACAUGGGAUAUUAUUGAAUCAAUUAAUGACUUUGACCUGAAGUUUCUGACUUUGGAUAAAACGAUAGACCAUUCCAAUCGGAAGCAGCGACUUAAACGUUUCCUCGUGCUAUGGCUUCUAAUAUUCCUGAUAUGUUCUAUCGGAUCCUUUAUACUGUCUCUUGAACACGUGAACGGAACAUCUAUUUUACUGUUUCUAACAUCAUACUCGCUAGUGAACAUUACCUAUGGAUGUGCAGCAACUUUUUACACGUUUCUUCUAUUUAGUCUGAAAGUACGGUAUGAGAGUCUAAAUAAUUGUUUACGUGAUGAAGGUCAGCUGAUACAACCAAUAAAAAUGUUCAAACACAUCAAUAAAGGGACAUCAUGCGAUAAAAUUAUGAAAAUGACUCGGCUACACGAUCAGCUAACAGAUAUUAUUGGAUUAGUUAAUCGUCGUUUUGCGUUUCAGGUUCUGAUCUUAGUUGCAGCCGAUUUCGUGUUUUCCGUAUUUAGCAUAUUUAGUUUCUAUCGAGCUUCUUCGACAGAGCCCUUUGACUUAAAGGAGUUCCGUAGCUCCAUAAUUCAUAACGUUUGGGGAUUCUACUACGACUUCUUUAUACUAGUUAUAAUUUGGAUGGGAAGCUCAGUGAAAAGUGAAGGAGCGUACACAGGGGUGCUGAUUCAUAAAACUAUCAACAAUUAUGCCGAUAAAGACACUGUCGAGAAGCUCAUUUUAUUCUCUCAACAACUAAAACAUCAAUCACCAAUUGCUACUUGUAAAUUAUUUCCGAUCGACUGGACCUUGUUCUUUACGAUGGUCGGCGCUACAACUACAUACUUAACGAUACUGAUUCAGUUCGAUUCGUCGUUCCAGGGAAAUAUCUUGGCGAAUGCAACCAUUGCGAAUGGUACGAAAUCGUAGUCGAAUUUAUUUGGUCGGGAUUGCGCCUUGUACACGUUGUCGUACUUCUUAUUAUAUGUUUACAAGUUAUAAUUAAAGCAUUUCUGUUUGUUUUGUUGAAUAUGAAUGUGCCCUAAUCACAUUUUUACGAAAUUUAAUCACCAAAUCAAUAAACUCA